Miscanthus lutarioriparius is the source of this 834-nucleotide messenger RNA. Lineage: Eukaryota; Viridiplantae; Streptophyta; Magnoliopsida; Poales; Poaceae. The record is from the annotation of a GenBank genome assembly.
AUGAUGUCGUCGUCUUCUUCGGAUGCGGCCGCGGCGCUGGAGCUGCAGGAGUCCGGGUGGGAGGAGCUGCGGCGGGAGGCGCGCAAGCUGGAGGGCGACCUCGACGUUGAAGCUGUCCUCCUACGCGCGCCUCGCCGCGCGUUCCUCCUCCUCCGCAUCCGCCUCGGGCGCCGCCUCCCCCACCGCCGACCGCUCCUCCUGGAAGUCCAUGGAGUUCGAGAUCCAGUCGCUGCUCGGCAAGCUGCAGGACGUCAACGACGCCAUGAGCCGCUGCGCCGCCUCCAGCGCCACCACCACCUCCGUCUCCCAGAAGCUCGCGCGCCACCGCGACAUCCUCCACGAGUUCACGCAGGUCCCUUCCCUCCGCUCCGCUCCUCGCACUCUCGUUUCGUUGAACCACUGGUUAAUCGCUUCAAGUGGUGGUUCGUUCGUUCGUGGAAGCAGGAGUUCAGGAGGACGAGGGGGAACCUGAGCUCCAUGAGGGAGCACGCCGAUCUACUCAGCUCCGUCAGAGACGACAUCACUGAGUCCAAGGCCACCGGUGGCAUGUCGCCAAGAGUGCAUUUGCUCAGGGAGCGAGCUUCCAUUCAUGGCAGCAUCAACCAGAUUGAUGAGGUAAUUGGCCAAGCUCAAAGCACAAGAGUAGCUCUUUCCAAUCAGAGGGCCUUGUUUGGAGAUAUUCAAGGAAAAGUCAAGCAGUUGGGCGAAAAGUUCCCCAUAAUCAGAGGUCUUCUUGGCGCCAUUAAGCGGAAGAAAUCAAAGGACACUAUAAUUCUUUCAGCAGUGAUCGCGGCCUGCACCAUCUUUUUGAUUAUUUACUGGCUUUCAAAAUGA